CGGAUAAGCAAGAAGCAAAAAAGAGUUACUGAUACCUUUUGAAAGCACUUUUCUUCAUCGGCAAACAAUAUCAUAAGAAAACCAUCACCCACGGUAACUAUUGAAGGAAAACAAGAAACACAAACCUUUAUCAUUACCAUCUGAAAUUAAUUUUUUCCAUCCAUAAACGAUAUCAUAAGAAAACCAUCAACAAUGGUAAGUGUUGAAGGAAAAUCAAAAUCUUUAACGAUAAAGAAAAUUCUUCCCUUUCAGCCAACGGCCAACGCAAUUAGAAGAGAAAACCCAAAUUUCGCAGCGGAGAUGAUCAGCAGAAAUAAAAUAGAGGAAAGCAGAACAAACAGAUUUGGUUGAACCUGGGUAAAAGAAAUCGAAGAACUCUCGAUGGGGUUUUGAUGGGAAGUAGAAGAAUGGAGUACUAGGGUUUAUAAGGCGCGACGAUCUGCCAUUUGAAGUGCAUGGCGUCGCAACACGACCUCGGCAUUCUGUGUCACCUGGCCUCCAUGCAUCGCGCCGAGCGACCCUCCACGGGUCCCUCUCUCGUACUCUCUCGCCCUCUAAAGAAAAUAUCGAAUGAGGGAUUUCACCUUGGCUCCAUGACAGAAACUUCAAUCCGAAGUUCUGUGAGUAAUUACUAAUUUCUUUCUUCUGCCUCAUCUCAGAUCUUAGAUUCUCUCAGGGUUCGUUUGGAUGCUGAAAGCAUCUCAGCUCUAUUCAAAUUUAAACUUCGUCUGUCAUCCAAACACAUGUGAAGCCGAGUUUAAAUUCGUAAACUCAUUUUUAAACUGUUGUAGCCGUGACACAUCUCCACUUUCAGCAGAGAUUCUUGAAUUCAACUUACUUUUUUUUUUCGAUUCCGUUAUAAUAACUCCUCUAAACUGUCUCCCUCUCUCUUUCCCGUCCUUCUUCCCCAACAUUUCCAAAACUCCCAUUUCAUUCAAAACCGAGCGGAUUCCUCCAUAGUGAACAUCUUGAUCGCGUGCUGUUGUGAAGCCUAGAUGGAAUUGCAAGAAGGCAGAUCACGGAAGUAGCGGCAAUCGAAUCCCACCAUCGUCCCCCAUAGUCGAGGGGUUGGAUGUUAGAUGUGUGCAGCCCCUAUUUGAACGGAAGAGGUUCCCACCGUCAAAUCCACAGUCCUUUGCAGCCCUCGUGCUCCAACAGUGGCGAAGGACCUUUGGGCUUGUCCUUCCCGUCUGAGCUCACUGCAGCCCCCUAGCGAACAUCCUUUCGGCGUGGUAAUAAACAUAAUGCAUCUGACUCCUUUGUGUUAUAUUCCUAUAUAAUGCCUGUACCGAGCUCAACUAAAACCACCACGAUUUUACUACGGAAGCAAAGCACCUCCACGGUCAAGCUUCGCAACCGAAGGCGAGCCAUCAAGAGAUUAGUAAUCACGGCUCCGAAGACGCGCUCUUACCGGGACUUGCAGCCCUACUUUCUACGCUCAUCCCGCAGCUCCUCGUACAAGUGUACCAUGGAUGACGUAGAGGUUGUACGUGAUCGUGAACUGUGGUCUGAUGGGUUGGAGGAGAUGUUUGUUGAUAUUUUGUACCAAUAAACAUUGGAGGGUAAAUAUUUUUGGUUGUCGCAACAGGGGUCUUGCAUUAUGCUUCAACGCAGGAACCCCCUUCUAGAGAGGAGGAGCAGCAAUUGGAGGAGGAAUUGAGGGCCCGAGGUCCCGUGUUGGGUAGUGGCAUUGGAUUAGACUCCACCAUUGAUUUGGAUGACAUUUCCAUGACUCCAUCGACACAAGGAGGGGUCUCACAGCGAAUGCCUCCUCGUAGGUGACGUCGGGACGCAGCCGGACCAUCAUUCUCACCAGAGCUUAGUGCUGCCAUACAGACACUUACCACCACUUCUAAACAACGGGCAGAUUUGGAUGCAAAGAUGUUUGAACUUUGCAGCUCCAAGCGCAGUAAAGGCGAGGGUUUGAAUACUGGGUCAGAUGUAGGCUUUACCAGUGUAGCACAGUAUAUGAAGUUUUUGCAGAAUAUCACCCCUCCCCUACUGCCGGACGUUCAUCUUCGUGCAGUAAAAGCAUUUAUGGAUCCUAAUGUCCUAACUGUCUUCCAGAACAUGACCCCAUCGAUGAGAAUAGAUUGGGUUUGGUCACUAGGCUGACCAUACCCACUCCGGCCUUGCUAUGUUUUUCUAAACUAUAUGAGACUUUAUUUUUAUGUUUAACUUUAUUAGAUGGUGAAUGAUUUCUAACAAUCUUAUUUCGUGUUGGCUAAUUUAAGUUCAAACUUGGUAUUUGGUUUUAAAAAAUUUUUCUUUGCUAAGUUUCUGCUCUAUAUGAAUUCAUUUAUUCUUUGGAUGACAAAUUCAUAUGCAAUAUGUAAUGUUUAAUGUUUGUGUGAACAUCGUUUUUUCAAAGGAAAACAUGGAUAAUGAUAGCGAUGCGUGGAAUGAUGACGACAAUACUGAGGAGAAUGACACGAGUGAAGAGGGCUCUAGUAGUAACGCGUCAAGUACAUUUGAUUUUGAUACAUGGGCGGAAUGGUACGCAUGGUCUAGCCGUAACGAUGGUACAGAAGAAGCGGUUCUUCUUUUGAGCAUGUUGAUGGAGGAGUAGCAAUCCCAUGCCCCACGUUGUAUGCCCAGGCCACAACAUAACAUUGGCUUGCGUGGUUAUCAGUACAUCAUCGCAGUACUAAAUGGACAUCCUGACACCUGUUAUAAGAUGUUCCGAAUGGAGGUAUAUGCAUUUCGGGCCUUAUGUGAUCGUUUACGUAGAGAUGCAAGCUUGCGUGAUUCGUCACGAGAGGUCACGGUUGAGGAAGCCUUAGGAAUGUUUUGCUACACUGUCAGGCAUGGUGUCGUUCAAAGGAAUGCAGCUAACUUGUUUCAACAUUCAGUUGAAACUAGAAAUCGAAAUGUGUACCACGUAAUGCGUGCAUUAUGUCGUCUAUCGCGCCGUGUGAUUAAACCGAGCCAGACAACUGGGGUGAUGCCUUUUGUUGAAGGAAAUCCAAGAUAUUAUCCAUUAUUCGAGAAAUGUCAUGGUGUAAUGGAUGGGGUCCUGAUCGAUGCAGCUGCACCGGCUUCCGUAGCAAAUGCAUAUUUAAAUCGGUAUCACAGGAUUACCCAGAAUGUCUUGUGUGUCUGUUAUUUCGAUAUGAAAUUCACAUUCGUAUAUGCCGGGUGGAAGGGUACAACCCAUGAUGCUCAUGUUUUAAUUGAUGCGUUGAGGCGUCCGGGGAACCAUUUGCCAUGGCCUGAAGAGGGUUAUUAUUAUCUAGUAGAUUCGGCAUUUCCCUAUACUGAAGGAUUUAUGCCACCGUAUCCGAGGGUAAGGUACCAUAGAUCUGAACGAAGAGGCUCUCGUACCUUCCAAGGAUAUAAAGAUCUGUUUAAUUAUCGGCAUUCACCCCUCCAGAAUGUCAUUGAACGAACAUUUGGCGUGUUGAAGAAGCGUUUUCGAAUUUUAAAUUUAAUGCCCCCAUACCUUCCAACUCGGCAACGAUAUCUUAUUAUUGCAUGUUGUACGAUCCAUAACUUUCAUCUGCAGGGUUACACCUAAUGAUCGGGAUUUUCUAGUAUAUAGCAAUCUAGAUGAUUAUCCAGGAAUGGAUGCGGAUCAGAACACCAAUGAAGAUCCUCAUGUACCUGAUAUGUCGACUGCAUCAGCACAAGCAAUGGCCGCAAGAAGAGAUGCUAUUGCAUUACCUAUGUGGGAGCAUAGUUAUGGUCAACAAGGCAACACCUAAUUGCUAGUAUGGUGUUGCAAUCUUUUUUGUUAUGUCAGUAUGAAACAAUAGAUUGUCAAUUCGAGACCCUUUAUUUACAUAUAUCGAUGUUUAAUAUGUAAAUAAAUUAUUGAAUAAAAUGUGUUAUGCUCCUGGUAGUA
Juglans regia (Persian walnut) is the source of this 3844-nucleotide messenger RNA. RefSeq names its product putative nuclease HARBI1. Lineage: Eukaryota; Viridiplantae; Streptophyta; Magnoliopsida; Fagales; Juglandaceae. The transcript has 6 exons. The coding region runs from base 2591 to 3517 and encodes 308 amino acids. The record is from RefSeq and is a predicted model, not a curated record.